Gossypium raimondii (Peruvian cotton) is the source of this 483-nucleotide messenger RNA. RefSeq lists its product as uncharacterized. Lineage: Eukaryota; Viridiplantae; Streptophyta; Magnoliopsida; Malvales; Malvaceae. The transcript has a single exon. The record is from RefSeq and is a predicted model, not a curated record. Bases 1 to 483 code for a protein of 160 amino acids.
AUGAUUUUUGAACAUAUAACUGAUGUUGUUGGUGAUUCUUUACCCCAGCAAGAUGAAGAUUUAGAUUCAGCACAUCGACAAGCUGAUGCUCAUGAUAUCAACACUCAUCCUAUGAUUACAAGAGGCAAAUCAGGUACUGUUAAGCUAGAACUUCAUGUGUAUAAUGCUACUAAUAUUCCUUUUGAUCCUGCAAAUGUUCAUGUAGCCAUGAGGUAUCUACAAUGGCAGCAAGCCAUACAUGCUGAGCUAGAUGCCUUGCAAAAGAAUAAAACUUGGGAUUUAAUUCCCUUACUAGAAAAUCAAAAAGUUGUUGGCUGUCGAUGGUUGUUUAAAGUUGAGAAAAAAGCUAAUGGCACGGUUAAUCGCUAUAAAGUUCAACUGGUGGCCAAGGGAUAUGCACAGAAAGCUGGAUUUGACUAUCAAGAUACAUUCAGUCCCGUGGCAGAGACAUGCACUGUUCACACUCAUUGCUUUAGCUUUUAA